Messenger RNA from Psammomys obesus (fat sand rat), 12489 nucleotides. RefSeq names its product suppressor of glucose, autophagy associated 1 (gene Mtcl2). The record is from RefSeq and is a predicted model, not a curated record. Bases 191 to 5158 code for a protein of 1655 amino acids. The transcript has 15 exons. Gene Ontology annotation, biological process: regulation of autophagy; insulin receptor signaling pathway. Lineage: Eukaryota; Metazoa; Chordata; Mammalia; Rodentia; Muridae.
GCUGCGAGCCCCGAGCGGCGGAGAGGCCGCGCGACGCGGGGCAGGGCCCGAGCGCGGUGCCCGGGCGCAGGAGGCCGGAGCGCAGUCGCGGCCUGAGCGGCGGGAGCGCAUCCGAGGCCCGCCGCAGGCACACCCGGGCCGGCCGCUCCCGGGCCAUGCGCCCCGCUCGCUGAGACCCGGAGAGGCCGCGAUGGAGGCGUCAGCGGGAGAGUCGCCGGCUCGGGGCUGCGUGCCCCCGCCUGCGCCCGCGCCCGCCGCGGAGAGGAAGAAGAGCCACCGCGCGCCGUCGCCAGCCCGGCCCAAGGACGUGGCCGGCUGGUCUCUGGCCAAGGGCCGCCGCGGCACAGGCCCCGGCGCCGCUGCAGCCUGUGGCGCCGCGUCCUCGGCGAGGCCCGACAAGAAGGGGCGCGCGGUGGCGCCCGGCGCCCGGGGAGCGGGGCCAAGGGUGGCCGGGGUGCGCACGGGGGUCCGCGCCAAGGGCCGCCCUCGCCCGGGUACCGGGCCGCGCCCGCCGCCGCCGCCGCCCAGCCUCACGGACAGCAGCUCCGAGGUGUCGGACUGCGCGUCGGAGGAGGCGCGCCUACUGGGCCUGGAGAUGGCUCUGAGCAGCGACGCCGAGUCUGCGGCGGGCGGCCCCGCGGGGACCCGCACCGGGCAGCCUCCCCAGCCCGCGCCGUCGGGGCAGCAGCCUCCGCGGCCGCCUGCCUCUCCGGAUGAGCCGUCGGUGGCCGCAUCGUCGGUGGGCAGCAGCCGCCUGCCGCUCAGCGCUUCGCUCGCCUUCUCCGACCUCACCGAGGAGAUGCUGGACUGUGGGCCCGGCAGCUUGGUGCGGGAGCUGGAAGAGCUGCGCUCCGAGAACGACUAUCUCAAGGACGAGAUCGAGGAGCUGCGGGCUGAGAUGCUGGAGAUGCGGGACGUCUACAUGGAGGAAGAUGUGUACCAGCUGCAGGAGCUGCGGCAGCAGCUGGACCAAGCCAGCAAGACCUGUCGCAUCCUGCAGUACCGACUGCGUAAGGCUGAGCGCCGCAGCCUCCGCGCCGCCCAGACGGGCCAGGUGGACGGUGAGCUCAUCCGUGGUCUGGAGCAGGACGUCAAGGUCUCUAAGGACAUUUCCAUGCGGCUUCACAAGGAGCUGGAGGUGGUGGAGAAGAAGCGGAUGAGGCUGGAGGAGGAGAAUGAGGGGCUUCGGCAGAGGCUCAUUGAGACGGAGCUGGCCAAGCAGGUGCUGCAGACGGAGCUGGAUCGUCCUAGAGAGCAUUCCUUGAAGAAAAGAGGAGCCCGAUCUCUUGGGAAGACCGACAAGAAGCCUACUGCGCAGGAGGACAGCGCUGACCUGAAGUGCCAGCUGCAUUUUGCAAAAGAAGAGUCGGCCCUCAUGUGCAAGAAGCUCACGAAGCUGGCCAAGGAGAACGACAGCAUGAAGGAGGAGCUUCUCAAGUACCGCUCGCUCUAUGGGGAUCUGGAUGCAGCCCUGUCGGCGGAGGAGCUGGCGGACGCUCCGCACUCCCGUGAGACCGAGCUGAAGGUGCACCUGAAGCUGGUGGAGGAGGAGGCCAACCUGCUGAGCCGGAGGAUCGUGGAGCUGGAGGUGGAGAACCGGGGCCUGCGGGCAGAGAUGGACGACAUGAAGGACCACGGGGGCGGCGGGGGUCCCGAGGCCAGGCUGGCCUUCUCUUCCCUGGGUGGUGAGUGCGGAGAGAGCCUAGCCGAGCUGCGGCGCCACCUGCAGUUCGUCGAGGAGGAGGCUGAGCUGCUGCGGCGCUCCUCCGCAGAGUUGGAGGACCAGAACAAGUUGCUGCUGAACGAGCUGGCCAAGUACCGCUCCGAGCAUGAGCUGGACGUGACGCUGUCCGAGGACAGCUGCUCGGUACUCAGCGAGCCCUCCCAGGAGGAGCUGGCAGCUGCCAAGCUGCAGAUCGGAGAGCUGAGCGGCAAGGUCAAGAAGCUGCAGUACGAGAACCGCGUGCUGCUCUCCAACCUGCAGCGCUGUGACCUGGCCUCCUGCCAGAGCACGCGCCCCAUGCUGGAGACGGAUGCCGAGGCCGGGGACUCCGCGCAGUGCGUGCCUGCCCCUCUGGGCGAGACGCUGGAGCCCCACGCCGCCAGGCUCUGCAGGGCCCGCGAGGCCGAGGCGCUGCCUGGGCUGCGGGAGCAGGCCGCGCUGGUCAGCAAGGCCAUCGACGUCCUGGUGGCUGAUGCCAAUGGCUUCUCAGUCGGCCUCCGGCUGUGCCUGGACAACGAGUGUACAGACUUACGGUUGCAUGAGGCGCCUGACAACAGCGAGGGCCCCAGGGAUGCCAAGCUCAUCCAUGCCAUCCUGGUGCGCCUGAGUGUGUUGCAGCAGGAACUGAACGCCUUCACCCGAAAGGCGGAUGUGGCUUUGGGGAGCUCUGGCAAGGAGCAGCCUGAGUCCUUCCCCGCGCUGCCCUCCUUGGGGUCCCAGGGGCCGGCUAAGGAGAUCAUGCUGUCCAAAGACCUUGGCUCUGACUUCCAGCCACCUGACUUCAGAGACCUGCUAGAAUGGGAGCCUAGGAUCCGAGAGGCCUUCCGUGCUGGUGACUUAGACUCCAAGCCUGACCCUAGUCGGAACUUCAGGCCUUACCGAACUGAAGAUAACGAUUCCUAUGCCUCUGAGAUCAAGGAGCUUCAGCUGGUCCUGGCAGAGGCCCAUGACAGCCUCCGGGGCUUGCAAGAGCAGCUGUCUCAGGAGCGGCAGCUCCGGAAAGAGGAGGCUGACAGCUUCAACCAGAAAGUGGUCCAGCUAAAAGAGGACCAGCAGAGGGCGCUGCUGAGGCGGGAGUUCGAGCUGCAGAGCCUGAGCCUCCAGCGGCGGCUGGAGCAAAAAUUCUGGAGCCAGGAGAAGAACAUACUGGUGCAGGAGUCCCAGCAGUUCAAGCACAACUUCCUGCUGCUCUUCAUGAAGCUGCGGUGGUUCCUGAAGCGCUGGCGACAGGGCAAGGUUCUGCCCAGCGAGGAGGACGACUUUCUGGAGGUGAACAGCAUGAAGGAACUGUACCUGCUGAUGGAGGAAGAGGAGAUGAACGCCCAGCACUCGGAUAACAAGGCCUGCACAGGGGACAGCUGGACCCAGAACACGCCUAACGAGUACAUCAAGACCCUGGCCGACAUGAAGGUCACACUCAAGGAGCUUUGCUGGCUGCUCCAAGACGAGCACCGGAGCCUGACGGAACUCCAGCAGCAGUUCGCAAAGGCCAGAGCCGCCUGGGAGACCGAGCGGGCGGAGCUCAAGGGCCAGGCCUCGCAGAUGGAGCUGAAGGCUGGGAAGGGGGCCAGUGAGAGGCCCGGCCCUGACUGGAAGGCCGCACUGCAGAGGGAGCGGGAAGAACAGCAGCACCUCCUGGCUGAGUCCUACAGUGCAGUCAUGGAGCUCACCAGGCAGCUGCAGCUCAGCGAGCGCCACUGGAGCCAGGAGAAGCUGCAGCUGGUGGAGCGGCUGCAGGGAGAAAAGCAACAGGUGGAGCAGCAGGUGAAGGAGCUGCAGAACCGCCUCAGUCAGCUGCAGAAGGCUGCCGAGCCCUGGGUCCUGAAGCAUUCAGACCUGGAGAAGCAGGACAACAGCUGGAAAGAGACACGAAGUGAGAAGAUCCAUGACAAGGACGGAGUUUCUGAAGCUGAGCUUGGGGGAACCGGCUUAAAGAGGACCAAAUCAGUUUCCUCCAUGUCUGAGUUUGAAAGUUUGCUCGACUGUUCCCCCUACCUUGCUGGUGGAGAUGCCCGGAACAAGAAGCUGCCCAACAGCCCUGCUUUUGCCUUUGUGAGCACUGAGCCCGUGGAGCCUGAGAAAGACUCCAAGGAGAAGCCCGGGCUUUCCACCCGGGACUGCAGCCGUGUGGGUCCCCUGGCCUGCCAGGAGCCUGCAGGGAGGCAGAUGCAGCGCAGUUACACUGCCCCAGACAAGACAGGCAUCCGAGUCUACUAUAGUCCCCCAGUGGCCAGGCGCCUGGGUGUCCCUGUGGUCCACGACAAGGAAGGCAAGAUCCUCAUUGAACCAGGCUUCCUCUUCACCACAGCCAAGCCCAAGGAGUCAGCCGAAGCUGACGGGCUGGCUGAGAGCGCCUACAGCCGCUGGCUUUGCAACUUCUCCCGGCAGCGCCUGGAUGGAGGAUCCGGGGGCAACAGCCAGGGUUCCGGACCUGCUUUCCCUGCAGCCUUGCAUGACUUUGAGAUGUCGGGCAACAUGAGCGAUGACAUGAAGGAGAUCACCAACUGCGUGCGGCAGGCCAUGCGCUCCGGCUCGCUGGAGAGGAAGGUAAAGAGCACGUCCAGCCAGACGGUAGGUCUGGCCAGCGUGGGCACGCAGACCAUUCGGACGGUCAGUGUGGGCCUGCAGACUGAUCCUCCCCGCAGCAGCCUCCACAGCAAGAGCUGGUCGCCCCGCAGUUCCUCGCUCAUGUCUGUGCGCAGCAAACAGAUCUCCUCCUCCCUGGACAAGGUCCACUCUCGCAUUGAGCGGCCAUGCUGCUCGCCUAAGUACGGCUCACCCAAGCUCCAGAGGCGAUCAGUAUCCAAGCUGGACAGCACCAAGGACCGCAGCCUGUGGAACCUGCACCAAGGCAAGCAGAAUGGCUCGGCCUGGGCCCGCUCCACCACCACACGGGAUAGCCCGGUGCUGAGGAACAUCAAUGAUGGGCUGUCCAGCCUCUUCAGUGUGGUGGAGCACUCGGGGAGUACCGAGUCAGUCUGGAAACUGGGCAUGUCUGAGGCCCGAACCAAGCCCGAGCCUCCCAAGUAUGGCAUCGUGCAAGAGUUCUUCCGGAAUGUGUGUGGCCGUGCACCGAGCCCCACUACCGCAGCAGGAGAGGAAAGCUCCAAGAAACCAGAGCCCCUGUCCCCUGCCAGCUACCACCAACCCGAGGGCGUAGCUAGGAUCCUGAAUAAGAAGGCAGCCAAGGCAGGUGGUAGCGAAGAGGUCAGACCCACCAUGCUCUCCCAGGUGGGGAAGGAUGGUGUCCUUCGGGACGGAGAUGGAGCAUUGGUCCUUUCCAGUGAGGAUGCCGUUUGUGACUGUAAUUCCCAGUCACUGGCCUCCUGCUUCGUCCGGCCAUCCCGCAACACCAUCCGGCAUUCUCCUUCCAAGUGCAGGCUGCACCCUUCAGAGUCAAGCUGGGGUGGGGAGGAGAGGGCAGCCCCCCAGUGAGUCACAGAGCAGCUAAGCUCCCGCCUCAAGCAGCCCAGACCCUGAGAUGAGGCAAGGGGUCACAGCCUCAGCCUCGCUCUGCCCAGGAGGAAUAGCAGCUGUACCACUGCCAGAGAAGAGCUUUCACAUCAAGGUAAAGCAGGGUGUCCCACUGACUGCUGGGAAGAGACCUCUGAUUUCCAGGGGAAGGCAGUGAGCAGGAGAAAGACCAACCCUGGCUAACCAGGACUGGGCCUCAGAAGCACCUGAAGAGCUCGGCAAGUCAGCUCUGGAUCUUAAAGGGGGCCUGGCACCACCCUCACCACUUCUUAGAAGGAUCCAGAAAAGGAGGCAUUUCUGGCCAGGCUCCAGGAAACAGGGCUUACAGAGAUGCACCCUACUGACCACAUGUGGAGGAGAAGAUACCACUUUGCUUAGGGCCCACCUCAAGGCUCUUGGGAGAGCUGGGCCUGGGGAGUGUCACCAUUGCUUUCUCCUUCCAGCCCUAUGCUCUGGUUGCAAGGUCUUCCUGGAGCAGGGAAGGGGGAUAUGAUAGAGCAGAAUCCAGGGCCAAGUCCACUUGGAAUCCUGGAGCCCUGGAUCCUCCCUGCCUGUACCUAUAUGUAGCAAGAAUCGGGAGGCAGGUAGAAGUGUAUAGGGUUUAGAGUUAGAGGCCAGAAGAGCUGACUCCCUUGCCAGGGGCACAUGAAGGCCCAGCUUCCGUAGGAGAUCCAUGAGAGCAGAAAUGGGUGUCGUCCAUCUCAACACCUGAUGUAGGUAAAUGCCUACAUGCUGUGCCUCGGUCCGUAGGGCCUCUUUCUUGGUAGCAUGGGUGGGUGCCACAAUCCUGCAGCAGGCAGAGGGCAGAAAUGCUCCCUGGGAGAGACUCUGUCAGGCCAGAGAGAGCGCCAAGAGGCCAGUGUCCCCGGACGUAAGCCCAAGACAAGGGCCUACAAACAUUUCUUGCCUAGAUUGUUUAUUUGAAUUUUUCAUACUAUAAAUAUUUAAGGUGAUUUACUUUAUUUUAAUAAUUUAACUUACCUUCCCCCAAAGCCCCCAAGGUAAUUUAUUAGAGGUUUUCUUGCCACGGGGACAACGCGACACCAUGACGUUUCCCCAUGUGGCUGAGGCAGCUCAGCACCGGGCUCAGAUCUCCUGGUUUUGUCAGAAGGGCCCCUUGGCAGAGCUCAGGCUCUGUACCUCGUUCCUCCAGUACCACUGGCCAUCCGGUCUCAGAGCACUACUUUUCCCUCCUCAGCCGGUACUUGGCCCGGCCUCUAAAGGCCAGACUGUAAAUGCUUCAGACAAAGUGCAGGCCAGAAUGAUGUCACCGCUCCCCCAGCCAUCCUCCAUGAUCCUUCGCAUCCCUCCCCUCCCUCCAACAUCUUUCCUCAUGAGUCAAACCCGGAGGACCGCAGCUCUGUUCCGAGCACAGCGACCCCUCCACGUUCCCCAAGAGAGAACUCGCAGGAAGCAGAAUGAACGUCUAGAAUGUUGUCUGUUGCAGCUUUGCACAUGGAUCUGAGAGUGUCUACCAGACUGCCAGCCUGUUCACCAGCCCUUCUCUUAGCCUUAUAGCCACUCAUGGCUCUUCUAGCCCAAGCUCUACUGCCUGUCUUUCCUACAGCCCUAGGAGUUGCCUGAGCCACGCCCGUAGAACUCGGCUGCAGUAUGGGGAGGCUCGCGUGCCUCCCCUUGGUGCCAGUGAACCAAUUUCAGUUGUACACAUGUGAUGUGCUACCCUCCCGUCCCUGGCUGGGGAUCUGGACUCAUCCAGGGAUGGGUUGGCUUUUGCGCAGAGUUCCCCAUCAGAAAGGCAGAGAUCCAACUGCAUAGCUGGUUUGCUUCAGGACUAGGGAGAUGCAUCUGCACUCCCACCUACCAGUUCCCAGGCUACCUUUUAAGGAACACCUGGACCAGCCACCCAAAGCCCCUCGGCCCCCUUCCCUAUGGGCAGUAUAUCAGGGUCAGCCCGUUCUACCAGCUGUUGCCUCAUGUCCUAAUAACUUGCAUGGGCAAAGUCAGCAGGCCGGUGGACCAUGGGCCAGGUCCCUCCAGGAUGCUACUACUCUCCUUGAAGAGGUCAGAGGCCCCUCUAAGGUUAUUUCCAGCUGAGGGGAACCACACCAGGCCACAAGCCACCAGAGGCCUUCUGCCACCUCCCAGAGCUGCUGAGAGCCAGGGAGGCUUGGAGAAAGGUCCCCAUAGGCCUGAACCCCAGGGCUUAGGGACCAUUCAGCCUUACCAUCGUCCUCCAUCUGGGUUGUCGUGCAUUUCCAUUGUCUCAGCACCUGGCUCCUGUGGCCCCAACAGGUGUUGCAAGCUCCAGGUCUUGGUUUUCAGUCCCUGUUUCUAAUUCUUGCUUGCCACUGUGCAAGGCUGCUUGUCACUGUCCCUACAGAAGCCUUUGGACGUGGGGCUUAAUGGGGUUGAAAAUGUUGUGUGUAAAUAUUGGUUUGGUUUGAUCUUUAGCGUUUUACUUGGUAACUGGUUCUGUUUUCUUUUGGGGGGAGGUGGAAGGGUUGGUUUGUAAAUCUACUCUUUAAAAAUGUAAUUUCUAAGUUUGUUUGUUUCUUCAAAUGCUUUUUAUGUCUUGGUAACAUUCCCAAAGCAGAAAAUUGCCUGGCUUACAGGGCCACGCCCCUGGAGGCCUGCGGUCGUGGGAAGGAGCAACACCCUUCCUCCUAUCCAUCCUGUCUGUGCACCUCUGUUUUCUCUCCUCCUUCAGCUUUCUACCUCCUUUUUCCUCCCUCCUCUCUCUCUUCUUUCUCCCUCCCUCCCUAAUGUUCCAAGGAGCCUUGGGGUCCAGCCCUCUAAAAGAUUGUCUGGCUUGUGCCCACGGGUUGACACAAAUUGGCUGGGGACAUGAGGAUGAGUUACAUGACUGAAACUAAACUAUGUCUUCUCACCUCUUCUAGGGAUAAACCAAAUUAGACUGUCUUGGAGGCAAUGGUGACUGGUUCUGAAAUGAAGUUCAGAGCUCUUUGGGAGCCCCUGACUGAACAGGCAUUAGAAUCCAUUUUCCUUUGCCCUGUAGCCUUCCUCCUAGUCCUUCUUCCACUAAGGCUGCCAUCCAGAGAUCGUGUUCUAUAGGCCCUAGAAUUGGGCCCUGUCUCUUGGUCUCUCUAGGGAUGCUCAUCUUCAGGAGACAAAACUGAGUAUUCUAAAGAUUUGACUGGGUGCCACCAUGCCGCUUUGUGUACCUUUCAUGGACAUAGCUGUCACUCAGCUUUGUCUCCUGCCCAGAGACCACCCAGACUCUUCCUCUUCCCCAGAACAGAUCUAGUUCCAGCCUUAACUGCCCACUAGCUCCCUCUGCCACCUCGCUGUAGUAACAACCAUCCCCCACCAUCCUCUCUAGAGCACUUUACUGUUGAGGGGUCACAUCCCCCCAUCUCUCCUCAGUCUCUCCUCGUCAACUCUUAAGAGGCAGUUUUGACAUGACAGGGCUUAGUGCUCUCAUUCUGCAAGUGAGAAAACAGGUACAGUUCUCACCUGGAGCCUGGAACCAGGAAGUCACCAUCUUUACAGCAGGACUCUUUCUUAUUUUCUGUACAAACUCACUGGGACACUGGCUAGAUUCGGGGCAUCCCAAACAUAACACUGCCGAACCCAGAGACAAGAAAUGCAAUUCUGGACCUUUGUUCCAGUGGGUAGUCCGGGACCCCUACACCUAACCCCUGUGAGCAUCCUGCAGAUUCCUUGGGCCUUACCUUCCGGACAGAGGACCUAUAGGGUUAGCUCCCUGGGAGAUAGUUAAGCACCAGUGACCACGGUGUUCACACUCACAGCCUCAGCCACUCAGAGCUCUUGCGUUUUCAGCCAGUGUUCAUAGUUCUAGGUUCUGAACAAGAGCCCUGAGCACUGAGCUGGGAUAUUGGGGGGAGGGGUAUGUUUGCUGUAAAUUUGAAAAUAAGUGUUGGGCUAUGUAAUGUUUAUCAUUAGCUCUAAGAUUUUUAUCUGGGCUGUCUUCCAUCCAUGAUCCUAUGGUACUUGCUUGUAUUCCUUAUCCAGGCCUUUUCACGCCAUUAUUGGAGUCCUUCCUCCCAGCCCAUUUUUAUUAACAACAACAGGGUGUUUCAGGCAAACUCUGCUUUGGGUAAAUGACCCCAAGGAUUUACAAAGGGCAUCAAAAACAGUGUCCCACCUUAGUCGCAUGUAACAAAGCCAGAGCGUUGAGGCUGAUGACACAGGCUCUAAUUCCAGCUACUCAGGGGCUAAAGCAGGAGGAUCAAGUUCAAAGUCUGUUUGGUCUAUAGAGUGAGUUCAUGCUCAGUCUGGGCAGUUUUCUGAGAACUUAUCUCAAAGUUUGUAGAAAGUGCUGGAAAUCUCAGUGUUAGAUGAUUGCUUCACCUGGGGUAAGGCCCUGUGUUCUCUCUCUAGUAUUGGGAAACAAAACUAGAAAAUCAAAAGGUGAGAACUGCAGAUAUAGAUCUCAGUAAUAUAUAUCUAUUGAGAUAUAUAUUAUAUCUCAAUUAUAUAUAUAUUAUAAAUAUAUCUCAGUCUUGCCCAGGACUGCCAAGAAAAAAAGAAAAAACUCAUUUCCCCGAUCUACCUACUAUAAUCCUCAUAUCACACAAUUUAAAUUAUACUCCAUUGCUUUUUGUUUGCCUGACUGCUUUUAUAUUUUUAGACACGAUCUCGCUGUGUAUCCCUAGCAGAUCUGGAAAUUGCUAUGCAGACUUCAAAUUUGUGUUAAUUCUCCUGCCUCUGCCUCCCAAGUUCCAGAAUUAUAGGCAUGCACCACUAUACCCAGCCUUAGGUUUCAUUCUUGAGUUUCCUGGAGACCAUGGUAAGAAGAGAAGCAUGCCAGGCUUUUCCUGUCUUCAUCAGUCAAUCACAUGAGGCAAGCCUAUUCGCUCCCAGAGAUGGAACUAAUGUGGAGCAUCAGCUCCUUCUUUAACGACCGCGGAGCUGAUUGCUGGUAUGCAGGCUCACCUGAGAUAAAGCAUGCUUUCCAGGUGACUCCUUACAAAAUAAUAAACUGCACCAACUUGAAUGACUGUUGCCAAAUCAUGUGGCUAGCUAUGCCUCAGUUUCCCCAGCUAUGACGUGGUGACUAUGGUGAAGACCAAAUACAUCAUGCCUGUUAUCUCCUUCAAAAAAAAAAAAAAAAAAAAAGAGCUGACGUUCUAUAUACAUUUUAUUUUUUUUUAGUAAUCGUAUUUUUUUUUAUUCUAUAUACAUCUCUUAUUUGGACUUUUUAUGUGACCUUUGAAGUCUCCUCCCUGUCCCUGUAAACUUACAUCCCCACACCAUCCGGGAAGUGCCGUGUCCAGUCCUACCUCCCAAUUCCAAGCUUUGCUCUCCAAUAUGCAAUUACCUUGUCUUGUGUUUAUAUUGUAUUUCUCUCACUAGAGCCAUCCUCUUUCCUCCAUGCAUCGUGCAGUGCCAUCUCUUCCGGUCCCCCUCACCAGACUCACCCCACUCUCUGCCUCCUGUCUUCUUGUCGACCAUCUCCCCAUAACAGCCACAUCACCUUUUACUGGGAGGAUGUGUGAUGAACAUGAACUUGCUCUUCACCUUUGGGUCUUCUCUGCCCUGCCCGCUCUUGGCCUUGGUGUAAAGCAGGAAAAGCUUGACUUCUUUUUCUUUGGUCUGUGUCUAUCUGUGCAUUCCGUUGAUUCUCUCCUGGCCUUCAUCUCAUCCAGAUCAGCUCAUUUGACAGAACUCCCCCCCCCCCCCCAACCAACAGCAUUUUCAGUUUGCAGAAUCCACAGACUCACAGAAGGGGACUGAAGAUGUGACACUGGGCCGCAGACCUCUACCACUGAUCACUUUCCUUCCUCACCCUCCUGGGACCCUCUGCCUACCCCAUUGACUCUGUCCCUCUUCCUGCCCUUCCCUAAGGGAAGAGACUUUGGUUUCCUCCCAAUAUCCUGGAAAGACUGAGGCAGUUGAGUCUGGCUCCCUUGUCAUACCACAUCUUAAGCUGCCACUUACAUGAAGGGAGACCUCAGCUGGCAGUCUAGAAACCGAUCCCAAGUUGGAGUUUCCCAGUUUUAUGGUCCGCUCAGAAGCACCAGGAUGACCCUGUAGGCUUCAAACAUUCUUUGUGUUUUGGGGUCCUUCAGCCUCCACUGGAUACGGGGCUCUGGCACCCCUUGUUCUUUUCUUGGCUCUACUGUUGAUCUCUUCUCUGAACAGGGGUCUCACCCACUACAUUAUUCCUAUCAUCUAUCCAGAUCUUUUGGUGCCUCUACAGCUGGGCCUUGCCAGUAUGGCUUGCCUUAGGAGUACCAGGUUGCCAAAGACACCCCUGGCGACUCUGUUCCCGCAGUAGAAGCAUCACUGGGAAAGCUGACAGAAGUGCAGAUUGUUGGCCCCCACCUGGAACCCACUGAAGUGGGCCCAGCAAGUUGGGGUAUGAAAGCGCGUCCAGUUCAUUCUGAUGGAGACAAGUGCGCCCACAGCAACAAGGUUGCUGGCCUAGGUGAGCUGUUGUUGCAGCUUGGGCAGGAACUGGGACUGGCCUGAGCCAUGAAUAAUGGAAAACAACCAGACAGCAGGACUCCUCCAUUCAGGGCCUCUGGGCCCAGCAGAAACAACACUAUGACAUCUCCUCUCUCUGGAAGCUGGAGGGGGAAGGACGGUCUUGCAAUCUUCCCUGUUACCUUCCUGGCUUCAUUUCAGCCCAGUUCACCAUCCCCCACUAAUUUGGGUUUUGGGGAAAGCUGCACAGGUGGUCACAGCAGGCAAAGGGGAGAGUCUCUGGAGGCAAGAGGCAAAAAGGACCCUUUUUGUUUAUGCGCUGGAUCCUCACCUUCUCCAGAGGGCCUCUGUGCAAGGGGAAAGGAACCUAAUGCUGCAGGAGAGCCCCCUGCCCACUCACCACCAGCAUCCCACACCGUACCUCCUUGACCUCUCGAUUCCCAGGGAGACCUUGUAGACAGUGCCAAAAAUCAGUUCCAACCCCCAGUGCCUGGGGAAGAGCUAGAAACUGCCUUUCCUCCUCAUCCUGGCUCCCCUCCCCAACCUGGCCAAUACUGUGAAGCCCUUUCCUGCUCAGCCCGGUUUCCUGGUGAGGGUCCUGCAGUCGUGGGCCCUGGGGACCACUUAGGAGGGAAGGGACCAAGGGCAUCCUUGGGCCAACUAUCCACCUCUCCCUUCUGCUCUUCUUCCUUCCCCUACUUUUCUGUCCCCCCUUUCUCUUUCUUCUCCUCCCCACUCCGAUACCCACCCCAACCUUUCUGUGUUUAAAGGCUCCUUCCGGGGACAGAUGGAGUGGUAGGACUGCCGUCUAGUCCACCAGCUCUCCUCGCCCUGUGUCUUAUUUCAGACAUGAGAACUGUACAGUGUAAACUUACAAAGUGUUUUUAAUGGUUGUAGAUUGGAAAUAAAGUAUGUCACAU